AUGGAUGUGCUAGUUGAUAAAAUGGACGAAGACAGGGUAGAUGAGUCAGAAGUAGUUGUUUCAACUGAACGGCUAGUACUCGAUGAUAAUGUCGUAGUUGCUGAUAUGAUGGAUUCUGAAGCUAAUAGCGAUGAGAUAGCCGUGGUAGUAGAGCUGGACGAGGUAGGAGCUGUAGAGUCUGUUCUUAUUGAAGAGUCGGUAGUAGUUGUCGUAGUCAAGCUGGAUGAGGGUGUAGUUGAUGAAGUGGUUGUAGUGAUAGAGCUGGAUGAGGGUGUUGAAGACUCGAUAGUAGUAGAAGUACCAGAGCUGGAUGAAGAGUCGGUGGUAGUGGUAGUAGAGCUGGAUAAGGAUGUUGAAGAGUCGGUAGUAGUGGUGGUUUCAGAGCUGGACGAGGAAGUAGUCGAGGAAGUGGUAGUGGUGGUUUCAGAGCUGGAUGAGGAAGUAGUCGAGGAAGUGGUUGUAGUGGUAGUAUCAGAGCUGGAAGAGGACGUUGAAGAGUCGGUAGUAGUGGUGGUUUCAGAGCUGGACGAGGAAGUAGUCGAGGAAGUGGUAGUGGUGAUUUCAGAGCUGGACGAGGAAGUAGUCGAGGAAGUGGUAGUGGUGAUUUCAGAGCUGGACGAGGAUGUCGUUGAGGAAGUGGUAGUGGUGGUUUCAGAGCUGGACGAGGAUGUCGUUGAGGAAGUGGUUGUAGUGGUUGUAGUAGAAGUUCGAGGUAUUGUUAGGCCAACAAUAUUGUAA
Messenger RNA from Colletotrichum truncatum, 738 nucleotides. The record is from RefSeq and is a predicted model, not a curated record. NCBI's taxonomy places the organism in Eukaryota, Fungi, Ascomycota, Sordariomycetes, Glomerellales, Glomerellaceae.